Paramacrobiotus metropolitanus is the source of this 1032-nucleotide messenger RNA. RefSeq lists its product as uncharacterized. The coding region runs from base 99 to 809 and encodes 236 amino acids. The record is from RefSeq and is a predicted model, not a curated record. The transcript has 3 exons. NCBI's taxonomy places the organism in Eukaryota, Metazoa, Tardigrada, Eutardigrada, Parachela, Macrobiotidae.
UCCUGCUAUCUAUUUCUGCUUCUAUCCGUGAUCGUGCAGUUGAUCAAUUAAUGCUGCGUUAUAAGGAAAUUUUAGGAAUUUAACGUGUUACAAAAACCAUGAAAUUAUUUCGGUUCACCUUCCUAUUAAGCUGGCUAGUAACGUUACAAACCGGUGCGUUUUCGGAGAAGGUUUGCGAUGAAUUGCCGUUUGAAAUAUGCAGUCUGGCAACGCAGUUGUCCCAGACAACCAUCCGAAUGCUCCUAGGCCAGGCCACAAAUAAUCAGACGUCGCUCCACGACCUGGUUUCCAAUGUCUGUCAAGCUCUGAACAGCACAUCCCGCACUUGUCCCGACACUUUGACCUCCGCUUGCCUCUCCCUCAGUCCUCAGCUUUUCCAGGUCCGUUUGGCUGCCCGUGCCGCGCGGCUGUGCCACAUCACCACGACCCCGGACACUCUGAACAAUUUACUGGCGUGCAACAGCACAAGCUGGCUGUAUGCAUUCCAGACGAUCCAAGGCUCAGUUAUCGACGAAGUACUGCAUCAAAACGGCUCGGUCGAGGGUCCAGCCGUUGAUACCGUAGUGAUGGGCGCUGAGUGCCGAAUACUAAGGCAAUACUAUGGACAACUUCCUCAUAUUUUCGUCAAAGAACAAUGUGGCGUAGAGCCAGGAAGUCUUCUUAGUGGAUUCAUGACCACAAUCGAGGAAGGGUACGGUUGUGGAUUAUCGCUCCCGAAUGGGUCACACCGAAUUGUGACUAGUGUUGGAGCUGUUACCUUGACUUUUAUUUUAUGCUUGGUUGCAAAGUUAGUAAAGUUGCAGUGGUAACCACUCCCAGACAAUCAAUGACCAGUGUAGCUAGACAAACGUCUCCGGAAGACGAAGACAUCAGGCGCAUUGUAUAAUAUGCAUAAAACACGGAAGGAAGCACUUCCGUUCCUUCCAAAUUCUUCCAAUAUUUUUAAUUUUUUAAUGAUUAUAAGGCGUACUAAUUAUGAAGCGGAAAGUAUAAAGCAGAGACCGAAUCGUAAUCACUUCUCGGUUUUGCUAC